UCUCCAAAACGUCCGCCUUCUCCAAUAUCUUUCAAAUGGACAAGAAAUCAAACUUCCUCUUCCUAUUAUUUUCUAUUAUAUUCACAGAAACUCCUGCAGCCAAAGGAUCAAGUAGACAUCAAUUUGGCUCCACAAAGCUUUUUGUUUUCGGGGAUUCGUACGUUGAUACUGGAAAUAGCAGAAAUCCAGCUAGUUGUUCAUGGAAGGAACCGUAUGGGGUUACUUUUCCGGGUAAACCUACCGGUCGGUUCUCAGAUGGUCGUGUCCUCACUGAUUACAUAGCUUCAUUUUCAGGGAUAAGUUCUCCAAUAGCAUACGAAAGGAGAAAAUUGGUGAAGAAAUCAAAACUGCAAUUCGGGAUGAACUUUGCAUGUGGGGGGACUGGUGUGUUCGACACGUUGGACAAUGGACCUAACAUGACGACCCAAAUCAAUUUUUUUCAACAGCAGGUUGAACAAGAAGUGUACUCAAAAUGCAACCUUAACUCUUCCGUUGCUCUUGUAUCACUUGCGGGCAAUGACUACGGUGCUUUUGUCGCAAAACAUGUUGACCUAAAGGAUCUACGAGCCUUCACUUCAUCAAUCAUUAACCAGCUAGCCAUAAAUCUAGAGCGUAUUCGCGGCUUGGGAGUACCAAAAAUAGCAGUCACAGCAAUUGAGCCCAUGGGGUGUUUGCCUCAUCCAGCUGCCUCUUCUUCGUAUCAAAAUUGUAGUGAAACUUGGAACUUGAUCUCAAAUUUCCACAACCAAAUGCUUCAACAAACAGUGCAAAAGUUGAACGGAGAGAGUAGGAAAUCUGUGUUUGCAAUCUUGGAUCUCAAUAGCGCAUUCAGAUCUGCAUUUAAGAGUCAAGACCGUGCAGGAAAUUUGAAGUUCAAGCAUCCUUUGAAGCCAUGCUGCGUUGGUGUGAGCAAAGACUACUCAUGUGGGAGCGUGGACAAGACUGGAGCAAGAAAAUACACUAUUUGUAAGAAGCCUGAGCUAUCAUUCUUUUGGGACACGUUACACCCUUCACAAGGUGGCUGGCGUGCAGUUUAUUCAGUGCUUCAAUCUUCUCUCCAACAACUCUAUUGAUACUUUUUGCUUUUCCUUGGACACUUAGACUUUGGGAAGUCAAUGGUUAACUUGUGAAAAAUAAUGUUGAGUAUGAACAUGUAUUUAUAACAAGGAAAGCUUUUCAUAUUCAAUACAAUAGUGACUACACUCUUUAAUAUCA
Quercus lobata is the source of this 1215-nucleotide messenger RNA. RefSeq names its product GDSL esterase/lipase At5g03610-like. NCBI's taxonomy places the organism in Eukaryota, Viridiplantae, Streptophyta, Magnoliopsida, Fagales, Fagaceae. The record is from RefSeq and is a predicted model, not a curated record. The coding region runs from base 36 to 1073 and encodes 345 amino acids. Gene Ontology annotation, molecular function: hydrolase activity, acting on ester bonds. The transcript has 5 exons.